CCUAGUCAGUAGGCAACUGGAAGGGCUCGCCUCUGACCGAACACAGACUGAAGGGAAGCUGUUCAAUACCAGUUUUGCCUCCAACCAUGGCAAAAAUCAUCCUGAGGCACCUCAUUGAGACGCCAGUGCGCUACCAGGAGGAGUUUGAAGCUCGAGGCUUGGAAGACUGCAGGCUGGACCACGCUUUGUACGCACUCCCGGGGCCAACUACUGUGGACCUGAGAAAAGCCAGGGAGGCCCAGCUUCCUCCGGUGGACUCAGAGGCCAAGAUGCCGGCCCAAGAAGGCAAAUCCCGCUUCCAGAUCCUGCUGGACGUGGUCCAAUUCCUCCCCGAAGAUAUCAUCAUUCAGACCUUCGAAGGCUGGCUGCUGAUCAAGGCUCAGCACGGAACCAGAAUGGAUGAGCAUGGUUUUAUCUCAAGGAGUUUCACCCGACAGUAUAAACUGCCAGAUGGCGUCGAAACCAAAGAUUUGUCGGCCGUCCUCUGUCACGAUGGAAUUCUGGUGGUGGAAGUAAAGGAGCCAGCUGGGACUCAGUGA
Messenger RNA from Neogale vison (American mink), 539 nucleotides. RefSeq names its product heat shock protein family B (small) member 3 (gene HSPB3). NCBI's taxonomy places the organism in Eukaryota, Metazoa, Chordata, Mammalia, Carnivora, Mustelidae. The transcript has a single exon. Bases 87 to 539 code for a protein of 150 amino acids. Gene Ontology annotation, cellular component: cytoplasm; nuclear speck. The record is from RefSeq and is a predicted model, not a curated record.